CAUAAUGCGCCAUGCGCGGUCACUUGAUAGGGCGUUAUAACACCGCGCCGCGCACAGCAAACAAACCACUGAACUCUAAACCGCCUGGUUCGCCGUCAGUCAUCAUUCAGCUAUCUUUCGUCUUACUGUUCCGUCCGUUGGAAUAUCCUGUACUUCUCCACACCUUUGCUAUUGUCUACGAAUUAUGAGUGUUCGUGUCAUUCUCCAUAAAAUUAUUCAUGACUGGUCUGUUUAUGCGAUUUAAAAAUAUCAAUAUUUUUAACCGUGAUACGUGGUUCGGUGAAUUUUUUAAACUUACGCUGUUCAAACUUCAGUGCCUGGAUUUUUUUUUUGGUCUAUAUCAAUUCAACCGUCCUGAAGCUUGUCUCUACCUAUAAUGUGUGCUUGAAGACUGAACCAUCAUGUCGCAUUCUCGUGAGACGGUCAUCCAUCUCGUGUCUGGAGGGUUGGCCGGCACAACUGGUGCUGUGGUAACAUGUCCGUUGGAAGUAGUUAAGACUAGGUUGCAGUCAUCAUCUAGCUUUGGUGCUAUGCGUUAUGAUUAUGUACCUAGAAUUGCAUCUGAAGACAGCGGUGGCAGCCGCAUGACAUGUAAGACAAUAUCGUCGUUGCAGCGACGACAAUAUAACACCUUGAGCGGCGCUGGUGGCCGACACUCCAGCACUCAAAUACUAACGUUUUCUCAAUGUGGUGUAGGCAGCCAGGCGACCAAGUCAAUGGGGCUCGUUCAGUGUCUCAGGUAGGAAUAUCAUAUAAAUAUAUUUG
Molecule: messenger RNA, 765 nt
Organism: Sipha flava (yellow sugarcane aphid)
Lineage: Eukaryota; Metazoa; Arthropoda; Insecta; Hemiptera; Aphididae
Product: mitochondrial carrier protein Rim2-like
Exons: 2
Coding region: 402-743 (113 amino acids)
Biological process (GO): pyrimidine nucleotide import into mitochondrion
Cellular component (GO): mitochondrion
Molecular function (GO): pyrimidine nucleotide transmembrane transporter activity
Source: RefSeq, a predicted model, not a curated record